AUGCAGGCACACCGUCUCGGCACUUUCGCUCUCCGUGGGCUCACCCACUCGGCACGGCAACAAAAGCUUUUCGACUGGCGUACGAAGACCCAACAAAAAGUAAAGGCCGCGCAGUCCCCCAAAGCCAAUGACUUUGAUUAUCUUCGCGAUGAGGUCGCUACCCGCGUCGUCGAUCGCCUCCAAGACAUCACACACCCUCUGCCUCAUGCCGUCGACAUCUUCUGCGGUUCAGCGCACAUCCUCCGCGCAGUGCAGGCUGUGAGCAACCCGUCCCGCAUUGAAUCCCUCACCCACUGCGAUUUGCAUCCAUCAAUUCUAUCAAGAGCUCAAACCUUCUACGACGGCAACCUUGCAGGCCCGGACCGGCAGUUCGUCCUCGACAAUGAGCAAGCCCCCAUCCCCAUCGAGGACGGCACUCUGGAUCUCGUCAUCUCUUCAGGGGCUUUGCACUGGGUCAACGACCUGCCCCUUCUCCUACGUCGCGCAGCCCGGCUGCUCAAACCGGAUGGCCUCUUUCUCGCUGCUAUGUUUGGCGGCGAUACCUUACAAGAGCUUCGUAUCUCGUUACAACUCGCCGAAGACGAGAUGCGCGGCCGUUUAGCGCCGCGUAUCUCCCCUAUGGUGCGUCUGCGAGACGCGGCUGGUCUCGUGUCGGGCGCAGGUCUGGCGCUCACCACUGCCGAUGUUGACAGGAUCAUCGUGCCGUUCACAGAUAUGUUUGCCUUGAUGCGCCAUCUAAAAGGAAUGGGCGAGACAAACGCGCUCACGACUCGUGAGAUACACUGCGGGCGCAAAGUUUUUGAACGAGCCAGCAGGAUUUAUGAGGAGCGAUAUGGGUUCACUGACGAGCAGGGUCGCAAGUGCGUGCCAGCAACGUUCGAAGUUGUCCACAUGAACGGCUGGGCUCCUGCGGUAUCGCAGCCACGCGCAAAGGAGAGAGGGUCCGCACAAUUUUCAAUUGGCGACUUGACUGAUGCUGCCGAGACUGUUGUCCCCGCCUCAAAGGAUUCGCCAUAACUAGCGGACCGCUGUCCUGAUGUGCAACUGCACCGCUCGACUCACUCCGUAUGGGGAAUGUUCUGCUGCUAUCGCGAGGCGUUGGCGUUGAAGUUGGGUAAGUUUAAUGCUGUUGGAAGAUUUCCCAAUUCGUCCCAGUGUUUUCGUUGCAACUUCUCGUCACAUUCUCGUGAGCUCAAAAAAAAAAACAUAUUAGGGCUGUCGCAACUGUCCUGUGUAAGAUGCAAAAUGGGAGAACAGCCUUUUCAUUUUUACUUGUCGCUUGACUUUGCGAAAUAGGAAAAAACAACCGUCAAGAGACACCCCUCAUACGGUGCAUAUGGAGGGGUCGCUUGCCGCUAAAUACUUCGGAUGCGUUGUAAGUCUUUUUGAGCACUGCUUGAUCGGCGACUGCAGUGAUUUAGCAAGAGUUCAUCGGCAUCGCUCGCGAGGGCAAGCACGACGUUCUUGCGACGAAAUCGCAGUCGCUGCUUUGCUUUACCAACUGCGUAGUCUUUCUGACGCAUGUUUCUGGCUGUGUUAACCAGACAACAUUCAUGGGGCAAAAAGCUUUGGAAGGUAAUACUCAUUUAUUGAUCGGUAGUGAAUCAUCCUAACAGCAGGCUUAUAUAGGUUUUCCGUCCAAAAAACGACAGUGUCUGUGAGUUAUAUUUUGUUGUCAUGCGGAA
This is a messenger RNA of Chondrus crispus (carragheen), 1685 nucleotides long. RefSeq lists its product as hypothetical. Gene Ontology annotation, biological process: mitochondrial respiratory chain complex I assembly. The transcript is spliced from 2 exons. The coding region runs from base 1 to 1017 and encodes 338 amino acids. The record is from RefSeq and is a predicted model, not a curated record. Gene Ontology annotation, molecular function: S-adenosylmethionine-dependent methyltransferase activity. Gene Ontology annotation, cellular component: mitochondrion. NCBI's taxonomy places the organism in Eukaryota, Rhodophyta, Florideophyceae, Gigartinales, Gigartinaceae.